This is a messenger RNA of Vollenhovia emeryi, 1782 nucleotides long. It is a transcript of the gene GatB, whose product is annotated as glutamyl-tRNA(Gln) amidotransferase subunit B, mitochondrial. NCBI's taxonomy places the organism in Eukaryota, Metazoa, Arthropoda, Insecta, Hymenoptera, Formicidae. The transcript has 10 exons. Bases 86 to 1681 code for a protein of 531 amino acids. Gene Ontology annotation, biological process: glutaminyl-tRNAGln biosynthesis via transamidation; mitochondrial translation. The record is from RefSeq and is a predicted model, not a curated record. Gene Ontology annotation, molecular function: glutaminyl-tRNA synthase (glutamine-hydrolyzing) activity.
GGCGACUCCGAAUCGUGUUUUUCUCUCCCACGAGGAGAGCUCGCGGCUUCUCUUUUGAGCCUGGUGUCGGGAGAUUCAAUGAAAAAUGUUGUCAAGGCGGCGAUUGUACCUCGUCUUGGCGCAUAAAUGGAUUCGAAGGCGAAACUACCUUUCACGGCGGUCCCUCUCGUCCAAGACUCAAAAAGACGCAAAAGUACGGGAGAGAUGGAAACCCACCGUGGGAUUAGAGGUCCACGCUCAGAUCGCCACGGAAUCGAAACUGUUCUCCGACGCGCUCACCAAAUACGCCAGCCCGGUUAAUUCGUGCGUCUCGUUCUUCGACUGCGCCACGCCGGGAACGCUGCCCGUGUUGAACAGGAGAUGCGUGGAAUCGGCGGUGACGACCGCCCUGGCGCUGUCCUGCCGACUGAACGAGACCUCCUUGUUCGAAAGGAAACACUACUUCUACGCGGAUCUGCCUGCGGGCUUUCAAAUCACUCAACGGGAGCGUCCCAUCGCGGUCGAUGGCGAAGUUAAGUUUCACGUGUUCACCCCGGGGCUGCACAAGUACCCGUACCUCAAGUCCUCCAGAAUCAAGCAGAUCCAAUUGGAGCAAGACAGCGGCAGGAGCUUGCACAAUGAAGAUUCGGCAAGAUGCCUGAUCGAUCUUAAUCGCGCCGGAAUGCCCUUGAUGGAAUUCGUGUUUGAGCCGGAUUUGGUCGACGGCGAGGAAGCGGCCGCGCUCGUCAAGGAGCUCGCAUUUACCUUGCAGUUACUGGGUGUUUGCAGCGGCAAAAUGGAAGAAGGUGCACUUCGCGUGGACGCCAACGUUUCCGUGAGCGACUGCGACGAUUUAGGCGUACGAACGGAAAUAAAAAAUAUUGGAAGCGUGCGUGCUGUCGCUGCGGCUGUUCAGUACGAGAUAAACAGGCACAUUUCUGUCCUCGAGGCCGGUGACGAGAUGUUCAACGAGACUCGCGCGUGGGACGCGGCGAACAAGAUAACUAUCCCUAUGCGCGAGAAAGAAGACAAAGAAGAUUACCGAUUUAUGCCUGAAACAAAUUUGCCACCUUUAUGCAUACAUCUCAGAGAAGAUUUACCGAAUGCAAGCAAUUUGGUCGACGCUGUAGUACUGCGAAGACAACUACCCGAGUUACCGGAACAGAUACGUCGGAGAUUAAAGGAUGUUCUCCGGAUAUCUCCUGAAAUAAUCGUGGCUCUAAUGAGUGACUUUACAUUGUUGGAAUUAUUUAAUGGAAUAAGAAAAAAAGAGAAUCGCGAGCCGCAAUUGAUUGCGAAGUUUCUCGUCAGGGAUCUGUUGACUUUUGUCAAUAAAAAUAAUUUAACGAUCGAAUUUUGUAUACCACAUGAAGAUUUUAUUGGUCAAAUAAUCGAUUUGUUACAAGAGAAAUCAAUUAAUUUAAUAACGGCAAAGAGGGUUCUGAAGGAGUUAAUAACCAAUCCGAAUAAACGACCAAAAGAGAUCGUUGAAGAGCACGAUUUGUUCCUGAUAUCAGAUGAGAAACAGCUAGAACAGAUGUGUCUGGAAAUUAUAGAGGAAAAUCCGAAACUUGUAUCAGGAUAUAAAAGUGGCAAGAAAAAAUUAUUUAACGCAUUAAUGGGAAAAGCGGCAAAGGUUACAGAACAAUGCGCAGAUUUGGCUGCAGUUGCAAAAAUUAUGGAACGAUUACUGAAAUCGUGAUAAAUGAUUAUUGCAGAAACGAUAAACCUACUAACGAAUUAGUAUUGUGACACUGUACGAUAUACCGUAAAUAAAACAAUAAUUUGAGUAAACAACAAACC